UGUGUGUGUGUGUGUGUGUGUGAGAGAGUGAGAGAGAGAGUGAGAGAGAGAGAGAGAGAGAGAGAGGGAGGUUAACACUGAUCUGAUGAUCUGAAAAGAAACAAAAUGCUCCUUCCGUUUCUGCUGUAUUUGUCGGCGUUGUUGUGUUUCACACCUGCACGCGCUCACCCGCAAUGUCUGGACUUCAAGCCGCCGUUCCAGCCGCUGCAGGAGCUCCAGUUCUGCGCCAUGUACAAGAACUUCGGCUGCUGCGACUUCGCCAGAGACCAGGAGCUCAUGAAGAAGUUUUACCGCAUCAUGGACAACUUCGACUACUACGGCUAUGCGAAUUGUGCCGGGUACGUGCAAGACCUUCUGUGUCAGGAAUGCUCACCAUACGCAGCGCAUCUUUUUGAUGCUGAAGAUCCCAGUACACCCCUGAGAUCCAUUCCAGGACUGUGUCCGGACUACUGCUCCAUCUUCUACUCAAAAUGUAGAUCCACCAUCCCUCUGCUGUCAGACGACCCACACCUGUCACAGCUGGAACACGACCGCACCAGAUUCUGUCAGUAUCUAGAGCUGGACGAUUCAGACUACUGCUUCCCUCGUGUCCUGAGCAACGAGGUCUUAAACAAGAACCUGGGACGCGUCACGGCGGAUAUGGACGGCUGCCUCCAGUUGUGUUUGGAGGAAGUAGCUAACGGACUCAGGAACCCUUUAGCUAUGGUGCACGCCAAUGACGGCACCCACAGGUUUUUUAUCGCCGAGCAAGUCGGCCUGGUUUGGGUAUAUCUUCCAGACAAGUCGAAGUUGGAGAAGCCGUUCUUGAACAUCACAAAAACUGUACUGACGUCUCCGUGGGAAGGCGAUGAACGCGGAUUCCUGGGUCUCGCUUUCCAUCCCAGGUUUAAGUACAACGGAAAGCUGUACGUCUACUACUCCGUAGAGGUGGGCUUUGACGAAAGGAUCCGAAUCAGCGAGUUUCGGAUCUCUGCCUCAGAUAUGAACGUCGUUGACCAUACUUCUGAAAGAGUUAUUUUAGAGAUUGAUGAACCUGCUUCCAAUCACAACGGAGGCCAGCUGCUGUUUGCUGAUGAUGGCUACUUGUAUAUCUUCACUGGAGACGGUGGCAUGGCCGGAGACCCUUUUGGAAAAUUUGGGAAUGCGCAGAACAAGUCUGCUCUUCUAGGAAAGGUUCUCCGCAUCGAUGUGGACAACAACGAGAAGGGCCCGCUGUACCGAAUCCCUCCUGACAACCCGUUUGUGCAUGAGCGCAAUGCCCGGCCCGAGGUGUACGCCUACGGCGUGAGGAACAUGUGGAGAUGCUCUGUGGACAGAGGUGACCCUCUCUCCAGGGAGGGAAAAGGACGCCUCUUCUGCGGCGAUGUGGGCCAGAAUAAAUACGAGGAGAUCGAUCUGGUGGAGAAAGGCAGGAACUACGGCUGGAGAGCAAAAGAAGGUUUCUCUUGUUAUGACAAGAAGCUAUGCGCCAACAGCUCUUUAGAUGAUGUUCUUCCUAUUUAUGCGUAUCCUCAUAAGAUGGGGAAAUCGGUCACGGGAGGAUACGUGUAUCGAGGCUGUGAAUACCCCAACUUAAACGGAAUGUACAUAUUCGGAGACUUUAUGAGCGGACGCUUGAUGAGUCUGAAGGAGAACCGUAACACACGCAGAUGGGACUACAGUGAGAUCUGCAUGGGCUUGGGCCGGACCUGUGCGUUUCCAGGCCUCAUUAAUAAUUACUACCCCUAUGUCAUUUCUUUUGGUGAGAAUGAAGCAGGUGAACUCUACUUCCUGUCCACCGAAGUGCCAAGUGCAACGUCACCCACCGGGGUUGUAUAUAAAAUGGUCGAUCCGUCACGGCGUGCCCCACCUGGAAAAUGUCACUACACGCCCCUUCCAGUGCAAGUCAAGAGCAAGCUCGUAACAUUUGAGCCAAAGGAAACAUUAAUUGGUGUCGAAAUACCAACAAAACGACCGAAACUCUCAGAAGUAAAACCAACAGAAUCUCCGCAACAAACGACGAAAGACUGGAUUCAGGAGUUGUUGGACAUCCUGAGAACGGAGGACGAGUACGACGUCAUGUAUAAGACCACAGCAUUUCCGACUACUAUGACCACCACAACCACCACUCCAAGACAUUCCCGUAGAGGCAGACGGAAAAAAGGUAAGAAGCCGGAAAACGGUGCCGUGAGGCUGAUGGGAGAUGAACGAGGCCAAAAAGACCGUGGCAGAGUGGAAAUCUACAUCAACGGGGAAUGGGGGACCGUCUGCGAUGACCUCUGGACCACCCAAAACGCCGCAGUGGUGUGUCGACAGCUAGGAUUCGGCUACGCUUUAAAAGCCUCCAGACAGGCCGAGUUUGGGGAAGGGAAGCAUCUGAGAAUAAUGCUGGAUGACGUGCAGUGUGACGGAACAGAGGAAACCCUUCUGAACUGCCAGCACGCGGGCGUAGGCAUACACAACUGCCACCAUCACGAGGAUGCAGGCGUGGUCUGCACCUCAGAACAUGUUGAUUAUUAGCGCUCUGGAUGGCCUCAGUGUGAAGUACAGACAGAGAAAGAGAUGUAAACUGUUUAAAAGUAGCACUUAGGUCUACCUCAUCAACUGAAAUAAAAGAGAAAUGUCACAAUAACCGUUAAUGAGCACGUAACUGGGCUGGAUCAUGUUUAAUGGAGCAAAUGCUUGGAUGUGAAUACUUGGAUUUUGUAUUGUGUUUUCA
This is a messenger RNA of Hemibagrus wyckioides, 2698 nucleotides long. RefSeq names its product HHIP-like 1 (gene hhipl1). The record is from RefSeq and is a predicted model, not a curated record. NCBI's taxonomy places the organism in Eukaryota, Metazoa, Chordata, Actinopteri, Siluriformes, Bagridae. Gene Ontology annotation, cellular component: membrane. The transcript is spliced from 9 exons. The coding region runs from base 106 to 2499 and encodes 797 amino acids.